Molecule: messenger RNA, 4791 nt
Organism: Carassius gibelio (silver crucian carp)
Lineage: Eukaryota; Metazoa; Chordata; Actinopteri; Cypriniformes; Cyprinidae
Product: up-regulator of cell proliferation-like
Molecular function (GO): GTP binding
Source: RefSeq, a predicted model, not a curated record
AUGAACAAGUGCAAGAACAUCACGAAGAAUCUGCUGGAAAGCUUGGGUUUGGUGGAGUACUAUGAUAAGAAGCUCACUCUACACACAGUGCUGCAGAUUGACAAGACCAGUAUCACAAAUGUGCCUGUCCAGUCCCUUUCAGAUCUGCCAUGGCUGUUCCUGAAGAGACUGAUGAUGCUACAGAGGACAGCGAGGAGUGUGAAGUGUUCCUCAUCAGAAGUGACAGAAGAUUCAGAGUGGGAUGAUGAUCAGGAGAAUGAAUCAGACGGCCCUCAGUCAGUUAAUCCUUUAGACAUUUUAACUGCUGUGUUUCUUUGUUCUGACAGUUUUCUUCAGCAGGAAAUUAUCAUAAAAAUGAACAUGUGUCAGUUUGCUGUUCCUCUCCUGCUUCCAAACAGUGAAAACAAUCAGAUCACUCUUAUGCUGUGGGCAAUGAGAGAUAUUGUGAAAAAAUACAGACCACACUCUUUAUCAGAUCCAAGUGCAUUUGUGGAAGAAAGGAUUGCUCUCUCAGAAUUACCUUUAGUGUCUUUUGUGAGACUUGGUAGAUGCAACAUUUCCAAAUCAGAAAUAUUAAAUAAGUUACUCAGUAAUCCACAGCAGUACACUGAUAUAUUUGUGCACUUCAACAUGGAUUGUGGAAACAUCAGUAAGAAAAUAUCAGAUGGCUUGGUUGAGAUUGCCUGGUAUCUUCCUUGUGGAAACAAGAGCAUAGAUGUCUUUCCAGAACCUGUAGCAAUUGCCAACUUGAGAGGUGAUAUUCAGAGCUUUGAAACACAGUUCACUUUUCUUUGUGAGGCUUUAACUGCUGUGUUUGUGUUCUUUGAAUCCAAACUUUUUGAUUCACAGUUCAUUUCAGUCCCCAGUCAGAAAACUAUGCCUCAGUUAUUUUUUGUGGGAGACUCCAACAACAAAAGAAUAGAAGCUACAGUCAACAAGCUCAAUCUGAAGAAAAGAAAUUUCAUUUUUAAAGCAAAGCAGAAUGAUGCAGACUUCGUUGACAAAAUUCAAAGCAAGUUGCAAGAUGCAAUUAAGAACAACAAUCACAAAAUGUCAGUUGUUAAUUUAGCUGAGAUUGCACGAAAACGGGGAAUCCUGGUGGAUGAGGAUACUGAAGAAUGUCAGCGUGCCAAAGCAAGUGCAGAUGAAAUCACCUCAAAAAUAAGUGAUAUAGUGCUGUUCAAGAAGGAGGAGCUGCCCUUGCAAGGAGAAAUAUUGAUGAAACUGGCAAAGUUAGAGAAGGAAGAAUGCCAAAUGAAGAAAGUUGGGGAUAAGAGUGUUGAGGACUACAAAAAUGAGCUUCAGAUUGAGAAAAGGAAGCUCAGAGAAGAACAAAUCAAAACAGGCAUGUCAGUUACUAUGAGCUGCUUUAUCAAAGCAAUAUCAACACCAGAAAAAGUCUUCUUCUUAAAAUGGUUGAGAAUCAAUUUGGAGAAUCACUCACAUGAAGUACUGCCUCAUCUCAGAGAACUGUACAAACAGAAAUGUCAAGAUAUUUGUGGGAACAAGACUGAAAUUGCUGAGCUUGAUAAAAAGAUUUCAGACAGUUCUUUAGGAGUGGAGCACUUCAUUCGAGAGAUGAGCCAGCUUUAUGAAGCUGCAGUCUCACUCCCAGAAGAUGCACUUUACCGAAAACAGCUGGAAGAUUUACCUAAACUCUGUGCUCAGCUACUGCUGGAUGGAUUUUCACUUGAACUUAUGGAUGGAGAUUCUUCAAAUAUCUCGGAAAAAUGGAUUACUAGUGUGUUUUCUGAAAUAAACACACUGGUGGAGCCCAAAAACAAGAUUAUGGUCAUCACUGUUUUGGGCGUCCAGAGUUCAGGAAAGUCAACGCUGCUGAACACCAUGUUUGGAGUUCAGUUUGCAGUAAGCAGUGGAAGAUGCACAAGAGGAGCCUUUAUUCAGCUCAUUAAAGUAACAGAAGAGUGUAACGCAGAACUUCAUUGUGAUUAUAUAGUGAUAAUUGACACUGAAGGACUGAAAUCCCCUGAGCUUGCACAACUGGACAACAGCUAUGAACAUGACAAUGAGUUGGCAACUCUUGUUGUUGGACUGAGUGAUGUAACAAUUGUCAACAUUGCCAUGGAAAACUCCACAGAGAUGAAAGACAUUUUACAGAUCAUUGUUCAUGCUUUCCUUAGGAUGAAGGAAAUAGGUAAGAAACAUACAUGUUUGUUUGUACACCAGAAUGUUGCUGAUGUCUCAGCUCAUGUUUCAAACAUGAGAGAUCGUAAAUAUUUGUUGGAGCAACUGGAUGAAAUGACUCAAGCUGCAGUCAAAAUGGAGAACAAACUGGAGAAAUUCAAGAAAUUUACAGAUGUGAUGACUUAUGACACUGAGACGGGUGACCACUACAUCCCUGGGUUGUGGAAUGGAAACCCCCCAAUGGCACCAGUGAGUAUUGGCUAUAGUGAGUCUGUGUAUGCUCUCAAAAAGCAUAUAAUGGAGAUCUUCAAAGCUAACAAGCCCAGUGACAUCAAUGAUUUUCUUAAAUGGACAAAAGACUUGUGGACUGCUGUUAAAUUUGAGAAGUUCAUCUUUAGCUUCAGAAAUAGCCUGGUGGCUGAUGCAUACAUGAAACUGUCCACAGAGUACAACAGCUGGGACUGGACACUGAGAAAACAAAUGCAAAAAUGGACAUUAGAAGCUGAAACGAAGAUAUUAAACCAUGGAAAAUUUGACAACUUUGAGCAGUGCACUAUUGAAGUUGUUCACUGUCAUUUACUACAAAAAGCAGAAUCUGAGCUUUCAAAAGGACAAGAUGAAAUAAUUGACAAGAUUCAGUCAUACUACGAAAAAGGAGAAAGUCAUGUUGAACUUGUGGAAAGGUAUCGACAAGACUUUAUAAACUCUGCCAAGUCUUUGAAGACAGAGCUUUCAAAUUCUGUCACUAGAAAACUGGAUGCAGCUGUUUCACGUCGGAAUGGAAUGAUGAAGGUGGAAGGAAUCAAAAAGACAUACAUGGACACAAUGGAGGAAAAAGUGCUGGACUUGUUGAAAGACUGUCGGGAGAAAAAGUCAGACAUGUCAGACUCCAUGCUGGAUGAAGCAUUUGAAAGGAUGUGGCAGGAGACUGUCAGGACAUUAUCAUACACAGGGCUCCAGAAACAAGAUAUCAUGACAAGAGUCUUUCAUCAUUUGAGGAACAAUCUUCAACCUAGAGGAAGUUCAAUGGCUCAAAGCUUAGAUGAAGUGAAGAAUCUGCACAAUCAUGGCCAUGGAAAUUUUGAUGUCCACAAGGACAAUUCUAUUAAAGACUUUAUAUCCAAAAUCUGGAAUCAUCAGAAGAUCAAGAGGACUGAAGAAAUGUCAAAUAACCUUAUCAAGAGUUGUCAGGAAUUUGUUAAAACAAAGUCGAACUGUAAGGAUGAUUAUGAUGACACAUAUAUCAGGGAAAUUCUCAAUAUGAUUGAUGAGAAACUUAAAGCUCAUGAAGAUCUUAAGUUAGAGGAAGAAUUUAAAUUGUCCCUGAAAUUACAUAUAUGUGGCUUUGCAAGCAGAGAAUUUCAAAACAUUCACAAUCAAUUCAUCGAGGAAAACAACCCGCUAACAGCCUUGGAAAACUCCAAACAAACAUACCACUCUAACUUCAUUGACCUUUACCAUGAACGGGACCAGUGUCAGAAGAAAGCUGAUGAAUUCACGAAUAACUGUCUAAAACCUGCACUGGAAAGAUACAUGACUGAGAAGUUGGGCAUGGAAAUGGCACACAAGAUGGUGAUUGGUGAAAACUCAGCAAUUUUCGGAUCGAGGACAACAUUUCAGAUUUCAGUCUUAAAAAAACUUCUUGCUGAAUUUAAAUUUGAAACAUAUUUGGAUUUCAUUGCAUCAUAUGAAUACUUUGUUAAAAAGUUCAUUUUUGGUAAAGUUGAAGAGCACUUUACAGCAGAGAACAGAAUGAUCAAAUUAGAGGAAGAGCUUCUCAAUGUUGUCAUCAGUGAAAUUACUCAGGCAAUCAAAGACUCAGAACAAGACUCAGAGAAAAAUGACAUCAAGGGAUUCAUUGAAAACAUCUGCAAGAAACUUGAAAGUAGACUUGUUUUUCCCAAGGACGCAGUGGAUAAAAUCAGCACUCUCAACAAGGCAAAUGAGAAAAAAUUCACUGAAUUCCUUUUUUGUUCUUUGAAGGACAUGGAUAAAUCACUGAAAGAUGGUUUUCAAGCAAGCGAUUUAAAAAAAAAAAUAGAUAGUCUUCAAACCAAACCAGAGGAUGUGCUGUUCAAUCGAGUGCAUGGCUGUGGGAAACAGUGUCCAUUCUGUAAAGCACCAUGUGAAGCUGGAGGAGAAGCCCACACUAAACACUUUGUCUCAAUCCACAGACCACAAGGUCUCGGCCGCUGUAGAUUGAAUGUUUCUAAAAAACUAAUGACAGACAUCUGUACAUCAUUGGUGUGCAGUGGGAAAAGCUUCAAGUGCAGUGCCACCAAAUAUCAGUGGUGUAAACAUAAGGAAUACAGCAAAAUCUAUACACACUGGCAAAUCGAUUCAGACCCCAGCAGAGAGGCCUCAUCAUACUGGAAAUAUGUGAUGGCAAAAUUCAAUGAGGAGUUUGCUAAGGAGUAUGAUUCAAAGCCUGCAGAUAUACCCUCAUACUGGAAAGAAAUAACAAAGACCCAAGCAGAGGAAAGCCUAAAGUAAGCAUCAACUAACUACUGUCUGUCUGGCCUCUGUUUAAAUUAGUUUGGUACAUAACGUUAAGAGAAAUUUUAAAUAUCAUGGUAUCCUUGAAAUAUGUUUCAACUGUAACAUUAGUAGAGCAAAACCUAGUUUGGUUCAAUACGAUCACAUAUC